CUGCGGCAGGAGUACGGCGCGUGCGCAGGCGCGGGAGUGCGUUUGCGUUCCCGCUCCUGCGGCCAUUCCCGUUCACCCAGAACGUUGGGGGCGGGAGCCCAGUUCUGAGAGCAGGUCCUGAGCACGCAGAGCCGCGCGCUAUGAGCGCCCCGGGCCUCUUCCGUUUUCCUAGCCCGCUGACCAGGGUGUGCGUGGCGCCCUGGGGACUCCGGCUCUGCGAGAAGCCGCAACUCUUAUGCCCUGGACCAGCGGUCGCUCCGGUCCAGGCGGCGGGCAAGAAGCACCACCCUGCUCUGCUCUCCCUGGAUGAGAGUGAACUCGAAGAGCAGUUUGUAAAAGGACAUGGGCCAGGGGGCCAGGCAACCAACAAAACAAGCAACUGCGUGGUGCUCAGGCACGUCCCCUCGGGCAUCGUCGUCAAGUGCCACCAGACUAGAUCCGUCGAUCAAAACAGAAAGCUAGCUCGGAGAAUCCUGCAAGAGAAAGUGGAUGUUUUCUACAACGGUGAAAACAGUCCUGUUUACAAAGAAAAACGAGAGGCAGAGAAGAGAAAGCAAGAAAGGAAAAAAAGAGCAAAGGAGACGCUGGAGAAAAAGAAACUCCUGAAAGAACAAUGGGAAUCAGGUAAAAAUGUGCCCAGAGAAAGGACUGCAGAUUCUGACUGAAAGAACCUGCCGGAUGGGACUUCCCUGGUGGCGCAGUGGUUAAGAAUCCACCUGCCGGUGCAGGGGACACAGGUUCGAGCCCUGGUCUGGGAUGAUCCCACAUGCCGCAGAGCAACUAAGUCCGUGCGCCACAACUACUGAGCCUGCGCUCUAGAGCCCACGAGCCACAACUACUGAAGCCUGCACACCUAGAGCCCGUGAUCCGCAACAAGAGAAGCCACCGCAGUGAGAAGCGUGCACACUGCAACAAAGAGGAGCCCCCGCUCGCCGCAACUAGAGAAAGCCCGUGCACAGCAACGAAGACCCAACGCAGCCAAAAAUUGACUAAUUAAUUUUAAAAAAAGAACCUGCCGGAUGCCUCCAGGGAUGGCGUGAGCUCCACCACCAGCGCAGCUGUGACGGGCUCCAGAGACAGCAGAGUUUCUAAACAGCAGACAAACUGUAGUGAAUAGCAGUGCACACUUUGAGAAUAAAACUGUAAAAAGAAACAGGAGGAAGUCAUUACUGUAGAAGGACAAGGGCACUUUUGGUGGGGGAGGAAAGGCUGUCAUUGUGACGCGGGGCUUGGAGGGGCUUCUGGGCGGCUCACAGAGUUCUAUUUCUUGACCUGGAUGGUAGGUAGAAGUAUGUCACCUUUCAAGCUAUACAUUUGUGUGACUGUAUCUUGUUUCGUUAUCAGAGGUUAGAAAUGAAAGUUGCUUUUUUUUCUGGCUGCACCAAGAGGCUCGUGGGAACUUAGUUCCCCGACCAGGGAUUGAACCUGGGCCCCGGCAGUGAGAGUGCAGAGGCCUAACCACUGGACCGCCAGGGAAUUCCCAAAUGAAACUAUUUUCUGAAAAAAAGCAUUAAUGUUAAUAAUGGACUUUUUAUGGAAAACUGUAGAAUUGAGUCAAACAAUAGCAUUUAGUGCCUCCUUGUCACCUGCUGGAAGGUCAUUGCUCAGUGAUACAUAGAUGUCAUUAAGAGAACACAAGAAAACAAGAUGGGGAAAGACUUACAAGUUAGUAAGUUACUUGCUCAUUUACCCCAUUAGCUUAAUGGACUUUACGUUGACAAGUCACCUCUCUGAUGUGGAAAUACACAUGCCAUUCUGUGUGUGCUGAUUUACAAGUAGUAGGUUUAUAAAAGAGGAGGUUUCAGAAGCUUGGGUUUGUGAAUUUGCUUGAUACCAUCCUGCAAGCUGGAUCUGACCUUACAAAUUGUUUGGGGGUUUUUAGGCAUGGUUUGUUAGAACCCAUGUGGAAGUUUAUGCAUAAAACUAGUAGGGAAACAAACCAUGAGGUGAGAAGGCCACCGUCAAACACAGGGUCUGCCUCA
Kogia breviceps (pygmy sperm whale) is the source of this 1982-nucleotide messenger RNA. It is a transcript of the gene MTRFR, whose product is annotated as mitochondrial translation release factor in rescue. Lineage: Eukaryota; Metazoa; Chordata; Mammalia; Artiodactyla; Physeteridae. Gene Ontology annotation, biological process: translational termination. Gene Ontology annotation, cellular component: mitochondrion. The record is from RefSeq and is a predicted model, not a curated record. Gene Ontology annotation, molecular function: translation release factor activity.